CACUGCCAGGAAAUGCACGACGCUUCCUCCUGCUUAGCUACGUCACCGAUGACGGCGCGGUUAACAUAACUGACAUGAGUCCCUGUUGGAUUUCAGUCCAUUCAAUACUUUACUAAGGUGUCCAAGUGGAUAGAUUAGUUAAAAAUAGCUUGAAGUUACCAUAGAAAUGUGGAGGCGUUUGUACGCCACCAUCCUUCAACGAGCGUCCAGAGGCACCAACUUCUCCAAUGCACCACAGUGUUCCCCCUCUGAAGUAUUCCCUCCUUCGCCUCACCUGCAACCUGGACAGCAGCUUCACUCUUCAUCCCGGGCUGGCGAGCACACGUUGGGGACCCAACCUGGACGCUGUCUCUCAACACAUCAGGAUUUUGACUUUCAGCUCAGCAGAGUUCAGACUAACAACAUUCUGCGAUCAAAUGAGCAGAGUGUGAGCAUACCUGAGUUUGAUGGAAGGGGUGUCAGGCUGGUGAGAAAGUUUGAGAGCAACCACUUAGCCGCCAACACCCCUAAUGAGGAUCGACGCAGCGCAGCCACCUGUUUGCAGGCCAAGGGCAUGCUCUUCGGUGUGUUUGACGGCCAUGGCGGCUGGGCGUGUGCGCAGGCUGUCAGUGAGCGCUUGCUGUACUACAUCACCAUCGCCAUGAUGCCCAAGAGCAGCCUGGAGGAGCUGGAGUUGUGCAUGGAGCAUGGCAGGCCCGUUCCACCCUUACUGCAGUGGUAUAAGCACCGUGCAGAUUUUAACUACCGGGACUCUGCUUCGCUCUACAUUGAUCACCUCAGAGUCUUCUGGCAGGAGUUGCUAGACAAUGAGGAACACAGGGAAGGCAUGUGCCCUUCAGAUGCCAUGCAUUAUGCCUUCAGACGUCUUGAUGCUGACAUCUCCUUAGAGGCUCAGGUUCCUCUGUCCAGUGACCUGAUGAGAAGCACGGCUAUUCAGGUUGCGUUUGCCGGCUCCACAGCUUGUGUGGCUCACGUUGGGCCGGAUGGGAUCCAUGUGGCGAACGCUGGUGACUGCAGAGCUGUGUUAGGUGUUCAGGAGGCUGACGGCUCGUGGAGAGCCGUGCCCCUCUCCCAAGACCACAACUUCCAGAACAGGGCUGAAGUAGAGAGGAUCAGGGCCCAACACCCAUCCUCAGAGAAGGACACAGUAAUCACAGAUGACAGACUUCUUGGAGUUUUGAUGCCCUUGCGUGCAUUUGGUGAUGUGAAGUUCAAGUGGAGCCACGAGUUGCAACAGAGCGUCUUAGAUAGCCUGGAAUCCGGAGUCGACCUGGAAUCGCUCAACUUGUACCACUACACACUGCCCAAUUAUUUAACGCCACCCUAUCUUGAUGCGGUCCCAGAGGUCACGUAUCACAAAGUGAGACCACAAGACCGCUUCCUUAUCCUCGGGACGGAUGGCCUAUGGGAUGAACUGAGGAAUGAGGAGGCUGUGAGGCUCAUUGGCGAGCACCUGAGCGGCAUUCAUCUACAGGCUCCAGUCUCGCAGUCGGAGCGGCAGCUGAAACUCGGUCAGAUGCACGAACUCCUGCUCAAACGUCAGGCCCGCGCCUCACCCGCCACAGACUCCAACGCCGCUACGCACCUCAUCAGACAUGCUCUGGGCACAGGUGAGUACGGCGAACUGUGCCAAGAGAGGUUGGCGUCCAUGCUCGCCCUGCCAGAGGACCUGGCCCGUAUGUACCGUGACGAUAUCACGGCCACUGUGGUGUAUUUGAAUCAUCACAGCUAGCAACAUCUGCUGCUUAUAUAUAUAUAUUUUAAGUGUAGAUGUCAGUGUUGCUCCGUUUACAGGCUUGUAUUUUUAAAUUUGCACAUGUCCGCUCCUUACAGUAGCGUGUGUCAUGUCAAAUACAGAUCAAGUGUUCAUAUUGCAUAAACUAUUAAAAACCACAUUUUUCUGUCUAUUUAAGAGCACUCUUCUCCAUGUCUAACGUGGCUCCAGAAUAAUGCACACAUUGUUUGGUUCUUUUGUUAUUUGUGUCUCCUACAGUUGGCUGUACAGUAUUUGCUGUUGACAAUCCACGUGUGCCACUUUACCCGUUUCUGAAUUGAAAUGUCUGUGUCACGGUAUAAUUAAAAAAAAAAAAAACAACUACAUGACGGAAAGAUUAAAUAUAUAUGUAAUAUAUAAAGUAAAUGAUUUGAGUUGUGCUUGUUGACAGUUGGUUCCUGUUGAAUAAAAGUGCAAAUGUGCUAAAUAAACUGAGUCAAUCUGCUCCUGCUGUUUUGUCAAGUUCCAUUUUAUGAGGAUAUUUCAAUGUAUAGUAGAUCCAUGCCUAUUCACUCACUUUCUCAGUUUUAACCUGUAAAUAUGUAUAUAUAUUUUUUGAUGGUGAGUGCUUUGAUGGCACUAUCUGCACUGCUGAACUGUGGUGCAGCUGUGACUCCUGCAGGUUUUCAUAAAGAUAGAUAUCAAGCUGAAAUAUAAUCACACACUAUAAAAAAUAUAAUUUUAAUAUUUGACAAACUUAAAAAGGAAAAAGGCAAUGAAGCUUUAAUGAAAGCUCUUAUUUAAAUACUGUACAAACAUAUUGGAAAUUUGUCCCGUGUUCUCUGUUGGGUGCAUUUUGGUGUAGCUGAUGAACUGUCGCCGGAAUUUGCGCAGCUCAGCCAUGUUGACGCUUCUGGUCAGCUCAAUGUUUAACAUACUGUUAAGGACUUUUGGAGAUAAUGGUUUCUGUUUUUUCUGUGUUCCCUGUGCAGACCUAAAUGUACUAGGGGGUCACUCUGUGUCUGCCAUACUGUGUUCAAACAAGAAAAUCAAAGUACAGGUAUUUGUUCCUGACAGUCAUGUGGAGCUGCUGCCAAUAAAAAUCCACCCCCUC
Dunckerocampus dactyliophorus (ringed pipefish) is the source of this 2828-nucleotide messenger RNA. It is a transcript of the gene pdp2, whose product is annotated as putative pyruvate dehydrogenase phosphatase isoenzyme 2. The transcript has 9 exons. The coding region runs from base 167 to 1732 and encodes 521 amino acids. The record is from RefSeq and is a predicted model, not a curated record. NCBI's taxonomy places the organism in Eukaryota, Metazoa, Chordata, Actinopteri, Syngnathiformes, Syngnathidae. Gene Ontology annotation, biological process: protein dephosphorylation. Gene Ontology annotation, molecular function: protein serine/threonine phosphatase activity; cation binding.